Chinchilla lanigera (long-tailed chinchilla) is the source of this 1375-nucleotide messenger RNA. RefSeq names its product metaxin 3 (gene Mtx3). Gene Ontology annotation, cellular component: SAM complex. NCBI's taxonomy places the organism in Eukaryota, Metazoa, Chordata, Mammalia, Rodentia, Chinchillidae. The record is from RefSeq and is a predicted model, not a curated record. The transcript is spliced from 9 exons. The coding region runs from base 21 to 959 and encodes 312 amino acids. Gene Ontology annotation, biological process: mitochondrion organization.
UAAAGGUCGGCCCCGGAAAGAUGGCGGCCCCCUUGGAACUCAGUUGCUGGGGAGGCGGUUGGGGGCUCCCGUCGGUGCACAGCGAGUCUCUGGUGGUGAUGGCUUAUGCCAAAUUUUCUGGUGCACCCUUGAAAGUCAAUGUCAUAGACAGCACCUGGAGAGGUUCAAGAGGUGAGGUACCAAUUUUGACAGCUGACGACAACAUUGUUUCUCAACCUGCAAAAAUACUAAACUUUUUAAGAAAACAGAAAUAUAAUGCUGAUUAUGAACUGUCAGCAAAACAAGGGGCAGAUACGCUGGCUUACAUUGCUCUCCUCGAAGAGAAGCUUCUCCCUGCUGUGCUCCACACUUUCUGGGUAGAGAGUGACAAUUAUUUUACUGUGACAAAGCCAUGGUUUGCUUCACGAAUUCCUUUUCCCUUGAGUUUGAUCCUGCCUGGAAAGAUGUCUAGGGGAGCACUGAAUAGGAUUCUCCUGACCAGAGGAGAGCCUCCCCUUUACCACGUCCAAGAAGUAGAAGCACAGAUAUACAGAGAUGCCAAGGAGUGCCUAAACCUUCUAUCAGACAGACUGGGAAGAUCUCAAUUCUUUUUUGGAGAUACGCCUUCUACCUUGGAUGCCUAUGUGUUUGGUUUUCUUGCACCUCUUUAUAAAGUACAGUUUCCUAAAGUUCAGUUACAAGAACAUCUGAAACAGCUUUCCAACCUCUGUCGCUUUUGUGAUGACAUCCUAAAUAGUUACUUUAGGCUUAGUCUUGGAGGCAUCUCUCCAGCUGGACAAGAAACGGUAGAUGCAAAUCUGCAGAAACUCACACAGCUUGUAAAUAAGGAAUCCAACUUGAUUGAAAAGAUGGAUGACAAUCUUCGUCAAAGCCCUCAGCUUCCUCCUCGGAAACUGCCAGCACUCAGAUUGACUCCCGCAGAAGAAGACAGUAAUUCCUUACAACGGCUGUCACCCUGAUGGUCGUUGCACUUCGUGGUCGUAGUUGUAUGAAUUGAUAUAAUCUCUUGAACCAGGUGUAUAAGGCAAAAAGAAAAUACUGUUAAUAGGUAUAAGGAAGACUCUAAAACAAAAGCUCUGUGACAUCUUUUUUUUUUUUAAAUUAAGAAGCUUGUAUUUUAGCUUGGCAAUACAUUUUAAAUAAAGGUGAAUGCUAAGUGAAUAUGGUGGGUGGGAGGGAAAACACAUUAUACUGUGUAUAUAUAUAUAUUAAAAACCUGCCUUAAUCUUGGCAGAUUUUGGCCUUUGGUUCAUGUGUUGCUGACCAAAGCUACAAUUCUGUUCUGAAUGUGCAUUCUUAAUUUAUUCCAGUUAAUUUAUUCAGUUUAUUAACUUAGUUUUCUUAGACCUGUCUGAAUACAUAAUAUGUGGCUCUA